AUGAUGGACCUUCCGAGCGUUGUGGAAGCCAUAAUUGACCUCAUAACUCACAUCGAGCGGUUAGAGAAUUCAGAGAAUGGCUGUGAAAUCGGCUCAAUCGUCUUAAGACCCCGCGGGAAGGGGGGGGGGGGGGUCCUUUGGAAUUUUUUGGGGGGGGAGUGGCCGAGGGGCCCCGGGACCCCUAAACUUUACCAAGGGCAAUUCCAGUAAAAUUUUUUUACCUAUACUUAGAUAAACUUCCCAAAUGGGACCCUGGAACCCUUAACCUAUACCAGAGCUAGUUCAGCUAAAUUUUGCUACCCUAUACUAGAGUAAACUCCCCAAAUCCCCCCUAUCCUAGAGUAGCUGUUUCCCUAGUCUAGAUAAAAUCUUCAACGAACUGAUCAGUUUCUUGAAAAAUGAUACCCUAUUCUAGACCCAAAUGUUCUGAUUUAUAUACCCUAUCUCAGAGUAAACUGUUUGAAAACCAUACCCUUCACAGCGGCACAUACCUAUAUAGCCCAUAUAUGGCAGUACUUCCCCCCCCCCCCCCCCCGCUCCCAACGCCACAACAAAAACAUUUUACAACCCCUCCACCCACCCCCGCCAAUAACCAUAUAACCCCCAUAAUGGGACAUCCUCCCCCCCCCCCCCCGGGCUUAAGACUAGACUAUAUAAGUAGGAUGCUCGUAAAUCUCGAAGUGCCUGAUGAGAUCGUUAAUACGAUGAGAGGUUUGUACAAGAGUGUUGUACAGCUUGAGGCGAAUCAUAAUGUAGUGGCAAGUGAUGGAUAUGCGGCCCCAGCAUUUUGCACUGGGACCCGAGGAAGGCCUCCUUAUGAAAUACCGAGGGAACAACUGUCUUUCUUAUCGGACUAA
This is a messenger RNA of Porites evermanni, 857 nucleotides long. NCBI's taxonomy places the organism in Eukaryota, Metazoa, Cnidaria, Anthozoa, Scleractinia, Poritidae. The record is from the annotation of a GenBank genome assembly.